AUGAGCCAGAGCCAGGGCCAAAGUGCUCCUGCUGCUACUGCUGGCUAUGGCAAUCAAAACGGCUCCGCGCCUCCCAUAUGCGCCAACUGCCAGACCUCGACGACACCUCUCUGGCGACGAGAUGAAUCCGGCUCCGUCUUGUGCAAUGCAUGCGGACUGUUCCUGAAGCUACACGGCCGCCCUCGACCAAUCAGCUUGAAGACAGAUGUAAUCAAAAGCCGAAACCGUGUCAAAGCGUCUCAGGCGAAGAAGCGAGACAGUCAAGGCGCAGACGCGACCGCACUUCCGCACUUGGGCAAUGGCUACUCUGCUGGCCAUGCCGAAGUCGCUCACCUGCAGCACGCUGCCCCGCCUGGACAUCAGCACAGUCUGCCCAUGGGUAGCGCCAUGCACGAGCAGCAGCACGCCCGAGCAGCCUCACCGAACCCCAUAGCCAGGAGUCAGACUCCCGUCCUGCAUCAGCAGCAUACCAAUAUCGCCCCUCAACACAUCUUCGACACCGUCUCUCUGCCCUCCGACACUUUCGCCAGCCCUUCAAUACCCCACUUUCCACUGCGACAACCCAGCCCUUCCCAAGCCAAUGCCCAGAGCAGUAAUGGACACCACACUAGUCAAUCCAGCACGCAGCAACAACAGCAACAGCAACAACAUCAAGAUGUUCUCGCGCAGAACGAGACUCUUCGCACACGUGUGAGUGAGUUGGAAGUGAUCAAUGACUUGUUCCGGGGAAGAGUAUCGGAGCUAGAGCACAACGAGCAGGAAUACAGACAGAGGGAGAAUGCUCGGGAAGAGGAAGCACAACGGCUGACUGCGGCAUUGGCUGCUGCCCUGGCUCGAGCAGCUGAUUUACAGAGGGUGGUUGACGAGAUGCAACAGCAACAUUUAUCGAAUGGAGGGGACAAAGCAGGAGCAGAAGAAGAACAAACGGCAGAAGAGGGACCUGCGCGGAAGAAAGCGAGGAUAGGAAGUGACAGUGGUGCGGACUCGAUUUCCAAAGUCGACAGUGUGCAGGGAGCCGCGCAAUAA
This is a messenger RNA of Sphaerulina musiva SO2202, 1026 nucleotides long. RefSeq lists its product as uncharacterized. Bases 1 to 1026 code for a protein of 341 amino acids. Lineage: Eukaryota; Fungi; Ascomycota; Dothideomycetes; Mycosphaerellales; Mycosphaerellaceae. The record is from RefSeq and is a predicted model, not a curated record. Gene Ontology annotation, molecular function: DNA-binding transcription factor activity, RNA polymerase II-specific; RNA polymerase II cis-regulatory region sequence-specific DNA binding; zinc ion binding. Gene Ontology annotation, biological process: negative regulation of transcription by RNA polymerase II; positive regulation of transcription by RNA polymerase II. The transcript is spliced from 2 exons.